Messenger RNA from Callorhinus ursinus (northern fur seal), 2515 nucleotides. It is a transcript of the gene RCAN1, whose product is annotated as regulator of calcineurin 1. Gene Ontology annotation, biological process: calcium-mediated signaling. The record is from RefSeq and is a predicted model, not a curated record. Gene Ontology annotation, cellular component: nucleus; cytoplasm. Gene Ontology annotation, molecular function: nucleic acid binding; calcium-dependent protein serine/threonine phosphatase regulator activity. NCBI's taxonomy places the organism in Eukaryota, Metazoa, Chordata, Mammalia, Carnivora, Otariidae.
CGCGCGGAGGCCGCGUCCGGGGGGAGCCGUGGUGACCGCCGCCGGCUGCGACGGGAGCCGGAGGGGGUUAACCGCCGAGUCGGCAGGCGGGAGAGCGCGAAGAGCGCGCGCUCGAGGCCGGCUCAGCCGACGGGGGCGCACGGGGGCGCGCGGGCUCCGGCGCCGGGAUGGAGGACGCGGUGGCCGGGCCCCGGCUCCGGGCGGCGGCCGAGGCGGCCGAGUCGCGGGCGCAGCCCGGGGUGACGCUGCGGCCCUUCGCGCCGUUCUCGGGGGCGGCCGAGGCCGACGAGGGCGGCGGCGACUGGAGCUUCAUCGACUGCGAGAUGGAGGAGGUGGACCUGCAGGACCUGCCCAGCGCCACCAUCGCCUGCCACCUGGACCCGCGCGUGUUCGUGGACGGCCUGUGCCGGGCCAAAUUUGAAUCCCUCUUUAGGUCAUAUGACAAGGAUAUCACCUUUCAGUAUUUUAAGAGCUUCAAACGAGUCCGAAUAAACUUCAGCAACCCCUUAUCUGCGGCAGAUGCCAGGCUCCAACUGCAUAAGACUGAAUUUCUCGGAAAGGAAAUGAAAUUAUAUUUUGCCCAGACUUUACACAUAGGAAGUUCCCACCUGGCUCCCCCAAAUCCAGACAAGCAGUUUCUGAUCUCUCCUCCCGCCUCGCCUCCAGUUGGUUGGAAACAAGUGGAAGAUGCUACUCCCGUAAUAAAUUACGAUCUGUUAUAUGCUAUCUCCAAGCUGGGGCCAGGGGAAAAGUAUGAAUUGCACGCCGCGACUGACACCACUCCCAGCGUGGUGGUCCACGUGUGUGAGAGCGACCAGGAGAACGAAGACGACGACGAGAUGGAACGAAUGAAGAGACCCAAACCAAAAAUCAUCCAGACCCGAAGGCCGGAGUACACGCCCCUGCACUUAAGCUGAACUGGCGCCCCCGGGGGGCAGAAGAAUUCCGAAUCACACUCGCGGGGAGGCAUCUUGUACUGGGGAAGUGGCCGCUCACGACCUGGGAGGUGGCAGCCGUGAUGGGCGGGGCAGACAUUCCAGCGCGCCUGCUCAGAAGGGAAUCCGGGCUCCGCCCCCUAGUUCUGAUGCUCCGCCUCCGCCAGCGUUCCUGGCUUCCGGGAAUGUCCUGGGCCAAUCCCUGAGCUCCGGGUGAUCGCACGAGGACAUUUGGGCCCAGCUCGAUGCAAACUGAUCACGAUAGUGUUUCCUAAUUGUCCUUCUCUGGUAGGUUCUGUGUUUGUCAAGGGCAGCUUCAUCCCCGGGUGUGGGGAGAGCCUUCUGUUGCUGACCAGCCUGCGGGGUAGGCUCUCUCUACUGGGAGGAAGAGGCACCGCGAAGCCACAAAGUGGUGCAGAAACGUGAAAACGAGAACAACGCAGAUGUGGGAUUUGUAGUGUCUCAUUCUUUUUCCCCCUCAUGUUCUAAUGUUUGUGCAUGUAUAUUACUGAUUUCCAAACUAACCUUUGUUCGUGUAUAGAGUUACGCCAUUGUUGUUUUGCAUCUUUUGGGAAGACGGGAAAGCAUUUGGAACAUCUGUCACCUUUGCAGAUUCAUGACUGUCUUUGCAACAGCACUCGCACGGGGCAUCCCGGCUGGAAUACGUCCAGCCCGCCUCCUGUCCGAUGCCGCAUCUACCUUGUGCUUUGGCAAAAGAAGUCGAUCUGAAAUUCCUAUGUCGCGUUUCGCUUUAUAAAAUUCAGAGAAUAGCAGUUUCACUGCCAACUUUUAGUGGGUGAGAAAUUAUAGUUUGGGUCUUUUGGGUCAGACAUUGUUUCCAUUUCCUUCUUUUACGUGGUGGUUUAUACACAUGAAUCAUAGCCCCCCCCAAAAAAACUUUUGGGGGAGCUGUUGGUUGAGAGAGUUGAUUUUUUUUUUUCUUACCCCACUAAAACGUCACGAUAAACUUGUAAAUAAAGCUGAUAGCAUAUAUUCAUACCCAUUGUACACUUGGGUGAAAAAUACGGCGGUGGAAGAAUAGUGUCUGAAUAUUCCCCUACCUGUGACUUGUAUGUUGUAGAAAAUGCUGUUAAAUGUUGGACAGGACUUGAACUCAAAGCAUGUGAAGUGGAUAGUACAUGUGUGGUGGAAUGAAAGAGAUGCAGUGCCUUCCCCAUUAAUUCCUGAUGGAAUCGUUACACUCGGUUAGUCUGUAAUUUUUUUUUCUAGUUGUAAUGCGUAUGUCUGGUAAAGAGGUAUUCUAUUUUGGCCUUACAAUACCAUAGCAAAAUUGGUCGUUUUGAAAUACCUAAUGACAAGUAACAGUGCAUGCUUUGGAAGUUUGGAAGGUGGUUUCCUUUUAAGAAGCAAAUACAUUUGAUUGUUCAUGUCAAGAAAUUGAAUGUUCUCAAACCCCUGUUUACAGUACUUGGUGAGGUGGGGGGCAGGUGAGGGAGAGACCAUUGCAUAGCUGUUCAAAUGUUCCUGGUUAAGUGCUUUUAAACUGGAGAGGCUAACCUCAAAAUAUUUUUUUUAACUGCAGUCUAUAAUAAAUCAACACAAUAUGCUCUUUACGGAAA